Molecule: messenger RNA, 4508 nt
Organism: Vitrella brassicaformis
Lineage: Eukaryota; Vitrellaceae
Source: the annotation of a GenBank genome assembly
GGAGGAGGGACCACUGAGUCCAACACGGUCUUGUGCCUGAGAUGGCGGAGACGCCGGGCAGACGGAAGAAGCGGCGUGUCGGUGAUGCUGCCGAUGAAGAUCUGCCCGACAACGAUGAAGAUCUGCAGGUCACCACCGCCCUCCCUGCCCUCCCGCUGCACAUCAGCGGCCAGGCCUACCUCAAGCGACAAGACGACUGUGCGCCGCUCUUUCGGUCGAGUAGGAAAGCCCUCACGCCGCCCGUCGUCCAGGGCAGUGACUGUGUGCUGGUGGACGGCCUGUUUGAGGCCGUGUGGGCCUUCCCGCAUGUCGAUGUCACCGAGGAGGUGGUGAGAGAGCCGGGGAAUCUGUUCAUCGGCGACAGAAGGCUCCACUUCGACGACAUCAGGUGGGCGGCCGAAUGUGUCACUGAAGGCAAGUCAAUCUGCGUAUCUGUGUGUGUGUGUGUGUGUUUGCAGUGGCGAGAGGCACACGCUGUGUCGUGUGUGCGGCACACACGGGAGGGCGGCUGACGACUUCAUUACACAACACUACACCAAAUCGACAAGUAAGUGACGCGGCAGCACUCUCUGUGCCAUGAUGUGUCUGUCUUCACUGUGUGUGUGUGUGUGUCACUUAUUAAGGUUGCUGGCAGUGUGUAAUGGAGAAGCUGAUCACGCCAUUCUGCAUGGCACAACAUAACACACCGUAAGCCGACCACAUGACGAUGUGUACAUGGCUGUCCAUUCUUGCUUUGCUGUGUGGCAAAUCGUCAAUCAAGUGGCCCCACUGGCCCACAGCCACAGCCAUUCACAGCACCAGUGCUGUCACAUCCACCUGUCGCCGACAGCCAUUCGCCAGGUGGCUGCAUGCAGCCAACAUCGGCUCUUCCCGCACAGCUGCUACCCCAGCUGCAGCCACCGGUGAGAAUAUUGCCAGCGCACAAACACACAUCGUCCUAUACAAUCGAUGCUGUCUGUCUGUCUGGCUGUUGGUUCAGUUUGCGAAGCAGCUGCGAGGGCUUGAUGACCUCAGCAGGGUGCUCAGGAGUCAGCUGCAGCUGGUGGACGACCAGAGGCGCCAGGCACUCAAUCUCUUCGCCACGCCAAACAAAUCACAGGCAUGUUAUGGGACCCUAGCUCUCAUACACACACAUUCGUCUCUCUCUCUCUCCCUCUGUCUGUCCGUUUGUCUGUCUGUCUGUCUCUCUGUCUGUCUGUCAGGCUGUUGAGCAGAAUCUGCGUGUGUGGCAGAGCAUCGUCGACAAACACCCCCAGGCCACCAGCCAGACAUUUUCCGCACUCGCCGCCCCUGCAGCAAAGAAACUCCGCAUGAUACAGGCCCUGCUGGAGACGGCAACAGUGAGAACACGGGACGGCACAGUAAUCCCUUUACUGAGGAGGCUGUCCGGUGUGUGUGCAGGAUGGUCUUUGCCUCGAGGGCAUUCCCGAGGUGCUGUGGCUGAGCGACAGCGAUCGCACCGGCAUCGGUAAGAACGCAAAAAGAAGAAGCCAUCUCAGUCGCCUCACCUGUCUGUCUGUCUGUCUGGUUUGGUCUGCAGGUGGUUAUCUGGGCUUCGUCGAGUGCGUCCGGUGUCUCUCGGGUGUCAGCACGGCGAUCGCGUCGAUCGCCGAUAACCCCAAGAUGCAUCCCAUCCUGCUGCUAGAGAGUCCCAAACGUCACACGCGCGCCCCCCAAGGGGUCCAUAAGAAGUGGAAAGGUGAGGAGAGCGCAACACAGCACGGCAGUCGACUCAUUGUCGGUCCUUUUUCUGUGUGUCAUGGUGGAUCCUCCAGAGGUGCUUUUCAGCACGAACAGCAUUCGGGUGUUGAUCAAGAGCGGUACGUAUCAUAUGGGCAGACAACUGCUCGAGGCUGCCGCUGCAAGCGUCACUGAGGUCAUUGUCGACAAAACGGCCGAACGCAGAAGCUCUGGUGAUAUCGUGUCGCGGGUCGUCACCGUCGCCCUGCUCGAGGCUGCCGCUCCAAACGUCACCGGGAUCACUGUCGACACGACCGCCGACCGCACGACACAGUGCAUUUCGAUCGCAGAGCGCAGUACUUUGAGUUUCCCGCGGCUCGUCAAGGCCGUCGUGAGGCGUGAGUGGGGGGAGGUGAUGCAGCGGCAGAUCGAUGGGAAGCAGGUCUACAAGAUGCCCGCCCUGGCCCACUUGAGCGUCGAGUGGCCUGCACACGGGGGGCUGACGAUGCUCAUAGGGGUGACUGGCGGCCUGCGGUCACUCCAUCUCCUCAACCAGGUCGGUGGGAUGGGAGGAAAUGCGGCCAUGGUCUGAUGCAUGGAUCGUCCGUGUCGUUUUCCUACCAGAUGUCAGCUGAUGGUCGUCCCAGUUUCACUCUCUUCGGGGCAGUCGCCGAAUCGCUGCGAGGGACGCCCUCUCAGGCCACCAUCAGGUCACUCACGGGGGCCAUCCAUCUCACCACAUACCCAAAGGCUCCCUCAUUUAGCGGCCUCGAGUGCUUGGAGGUUGCGAUACCGGGGAUACUCAGCCAAGCCAACAGCGUGCAGGUGCGAAACUUCCAUAUGGCUACGUACACGGGUGUGUAUCUUGAUGUGGAUAUGUAUUAUUGUCUUAGAAGUUGCACAAGCUCCGAAGCUCGUGGCUGGCCAAGGGCGCGAAGGAGCUGUACCACAUUGGAGAGAUGGACAACCGACGCCUUCGCCUCGUCCAGGAGGCAACGCGCGAGUGCCCCGCCCCCGUUCACAUCCACUUGCCGCUGAUCGGCAGGUCAGAGGAGCUGGCAGGCACUCGAUCGACCCUGCACUUCCUGGCGGCGAGCGCCACACGAGUCAGCCUCUUCCCCUACCUCCUCGACACUCACGCGACCGGCGCGAACGAGCUCUAUGGCCUCUCCUUCAAGCAAGCGGCUGAUCUCUUCGUCGCAUUUCCGCCGGGCAUGACGGACCGUGACGCCCGCCAUCCCCUGCCGGAGUGGGUCGUCGACAACGCGUCAUCGAUGUUCACUGAGGCCAAGACACUUCACGUGGCGCACGGCAGUGGGCCAGCGGGAGUGUCGCUGUAUGAUGGAGGGGCAGACAAGGUCAUUAGGCAGCUGCCCCGCCUUUCGCAUGUCAUUCACACAGUGCGGGUCACGUUCCCUUCGCAAAACGUACUUGUGCCGCUGGUGUGGGCGGGGCUGAAGCACUGCGCUCUAGAGAGCGGGCCUCUCCGCGUGGUCGUGGAAGUGCUUGCGAGCGCUCGGCCGUCGCGGGUCGGUUUUUUCUUGCCUGUCUUUCACUGGCAGACUGUAGAAGAGGAGUCACAUGAGCUUGAGGCGGUGCUGAAAGCCAGGGUGAGGAAAGUGACGGUGGUUCUCAAUGUGCGUCAUGAGAGAGGGGCGGGCAACCAGCAGCAGCCGCCCGCAUUCCCGUCGCAUUUUUCGUGUGUGUCCUCUUUUUCGCCCACUGCAUGGUCACUCUUGACGCGAUUUCACAGAGUUAAAAAGGUGUGUCUAAGGGUGGGCGAAGGGGUGUCAUGUGACAGGGACAUGCUUCUGGCGUGUCUGCGGGGGCUGGGGUUCGCGGGCUACUCGAUAGUCAGGGAUGUCAGUGACGACAACACAAUGGUCUUCCAGAGAGGCCGGUGACGUGUUUGUGUGUGUGUGAGGGCAGUGAGUUGAUGGACAGCCUGUAGCUUAGCUGCUCGUGGCGCUGGGAGGUGAAUGCGGGGCGGUGGGGCUUCGUGUGUGGCUUUGUUGACUGCUGUACGAUCUGCUGCACUGAGCAGUGGAUAUGUCGAGGGAGAUGAUCGGUGAUUUUUCCGCCUCAAGAGGCGCGUGUGUGUGUGCUCUCUCUGCUGUCCUUCGACCACUUCUCGUGCUGCGUGAGUGCUGUGUGAGCCGUACAAGCCACAUAGAGCUGUCGUGGCUCGACGUGUGCCUGCCUGCCGUGGUGCUGUCUUUCUGCAUGUGGGGUCUAUCUGAUACUUGCUGUCUAUUUGUCGCUUCCAGCUUUGUGUCCGAGAGAGGGGUGGGGGUGGGGGGGUGUGAGGAGAGCAUGGUGGCCGAUGGUGUGGUGUGUGCCCAUGUGUGAGGCCAGCGAUGGUAUGGUUGUGCUUCUGGUGCUGAUGGCUUUAUUGCCAUGAGUGUAUUCUACUGCUGAUGAGCUUUCCUGUGGUGAUUUUACAUUGAUCGGUGUGUGUCUGUCUGUCGUCCUGCGUCCCGUCUGUCCGCGGUUUGAUGGCUGCACUGUGUGAGCAAUGACACACCUGCUGCCAUUACGCCGUAGAGUGAUAGGACGAAGGCCAACAGACAAAACACGCCCUGCAGUCUACAAACUGACAGCAAAGACAGCUCUUGCGUCUCUGUCGUUGUGUCUUGCUGUCGUGAUUCUGGAUGAAUGGAUGAAUGGAUGGAUGGAUAAGUGCGGUGCGUGCCAAUUCACCUGCUUGUUGCCAUCUGGGUGUUCGUACAAACACAGAUCGAGUCGUACAAAUGCAAACAAACAACACAAAGCUGUUGUGCCCUUUUCGUUUUCUUUUUCGUUUUUCCUCGUAGCUUAGUUACCGACUC